AACGCCCCGUCACUCAGCAGCCGACUGCACCGCCUUCACAACCCAAAGCUUCAAAUACAUGCAGACUGACGCUAGUUGGCCAGCGGCAUCGACCGAAACCAACAGUAGAGAAGAGCCUCGUCGACCGGGUUACGCCACCUGGCACUCACACUUAUCCAGCAUUAAUUGGGGGUUACAUUUAAUCCAGUACAAGACGGUGAAUUCACGGGGAAAGAGAGCGUUAUCGAGGGACCGUGUAACAUUUGACGUUUUAACACCGCGCAUACGUAGUUUUGGCUUGCUAGCCGGCUAACUGUGCUAGCCAGGGAAGAAAAAAGCCGUCGAGUUGACCUAGCGUCAGUUAUUUCACCGAGAGCGAAGCAUCUCCGCGUUUUUGUUUGUUUGGAUUCGCAACACCGUCAAAUUAAAGAGCAGAACACCAAGAGAGGAUGGCUCUGAAAAGGAUCCACAAGGAGCUUAACGACCUGGCUCGUGACCCUCCAGCACAGUGCUCAGCCGGCCCAGUGGGGGAUGAUAUGUUUCACUGGCAAGCCACAAUCAUGGGACCUAGUGACAGUCCAUAUCAGGGAGGUGUUUUCUUCUUGACGAUUCAUUUCCCAACAGACUACCCCUUCAAACCCCCCAAGGUUGCAUUUACGACAAGAAUUUACCACCCAAAUAUUAACAGUAAUGGCAGUAUCUGUCUGGAUAUUCUCAGAUCACAGUGGUCUCCUGCUCUUACUAUUUCUAAAGUUCUUCUCUCCAUUUGCUCACUCCUAUGUGACCCGAAUCCCGAUGACCCGCUAGUGCCAGAGAUCGCACGAAUCUACAAAACAGAUAGUCAGAAGUACAAUAAACUAGCACAGGAGUGGACAACUAAGUAUGCCAUGCUUUAGGAUACACCAAAAUGGCAAAAGAAUGGACACAAAAAUACGCAAUGUGAUGGCAUCGUUUGGAAACCUGGUGGAAAAUGUGGUUGCUGGUUCAAACUUAAAAUUCUGGGAUUCUGUUUUACUUUUUCACUUUAUUAUUAUUCUUUUUUUGUUUGUUUUUUUUUUUUUGUGUUAAUCAGAGCAUUUUACCCCUCCUUUUCCCACCUGCGCGCUCAUAAGAAGAUAGUGUUUUCUCUCUAGGACAUGUGCCAGUUUCUGUCAAGUUUCGGCUCCUGUUUUAUACAGGGUUAAAAAAAAGUAUGUAAAUCACGAAAAUAUCGUGGUCUAUACACCCGGCUUGAGCAUGCACCAGUAAGAGUUUUCAACCCAAAAUUGGUGGUGAUAGUAAUUUACUCUGCACACACUUAGUAGAAUCUGAUGCAGCUGUUCUCCUGAUGGUGAGUGGCAUCACCCAUAUGAUCUAGUUGUAGACUGGCUGGAUCCUCUGGGGUUGCUACUUGGCCAUAGGCUGGGCUUUCGUGAGCACUUGAGGCAAAGCCUGUAUGUCAUUGUGAAUUUUAAAAUUUGCAUUAUUUUGCUACAUUUAGGGGGGGGGGGGGUGUCUGAGAAGGAAGAAACUGGUCAGUGGAUUCUGUCUCUGCCUCCUGGACUGUUGUAAUGUCAGUUUGUUAUGAUGAAUGGUAAAGGAAUUUAUUACCCAAUAAAGAAGUGUAUCUUAUUCCACUAUCAGUGUGUACAGAGAAUCACAGCAGUAUAUAUCAAUGUUAAGGAAACAAAUAUAAGAACUUCAAUGUUGUAUUUUAUGCAUGUUAAUAAAGGUAGGCUAUUAUAUCUGAUAUGUUCCUGCAAAUUAAGUGAAUUGUUGGUUGAACAGUUGGAAAAAAAAAAAAAUUGGUUCCCCUAAAAGGCCUUUUUUUUUUUUUUUUUUUUUUUUUUUUUUUUUCCUUAAUUUAGAAGCCAGUAGUUAAACUCUUUAGUUUUACACCCACUCAAACACUGUCUUCUUGUAGCCCUAAAAAUAUUGAGGCAAAGCUGAUGGUUGAUAAUCAACUUAUGGCUCUGUUUCUUUUUAGUUUCCCUUCAAUAAAGUUGCUUAAACCAUAAAA
Molecule: messenger RNA, 1978 nt
Organism: Archocentrus centrarchus (flier cichlid)
Lineage: Eukaryota; Metazoa; Chordata; Actinopteri; Cichliformes; Cichlidae
Product: ubiquitin-conjugating enzyme E2 D2-like
Exons: 8
Coding region: 429-875 (148 amino acids)
Source: RefSeq, a predicted model, not a curated record